AGUCGCCCUCAACUGCAGGAAUGUGCUCCCUCCCCAUGGCAAGAUACUACAUAAUUAAGGAUGCAGAUCAGAAGGCUCUAUACUUAAGAGGUGACCAGCUCCUGGUAGGAGAUCCCAGUGUGGACAACUGCUGUGCAGAGAAGAUCUGCAUACUUCUCAACAGAGGCCUGGACCGCACCAAAGUCCCCAUCUUCCUGGGGAUCCAGGGAGGCAGUCGCUGCCUAGCCUGUGUGGAGACAGGAGAGGGGCCUACCCUGCAGCUGGAGGAUGUGAACAUCGAGGAUCUGUACAAGGGUGGUGAAGAAGCCACACGCUUCACCUUCUUCCAGAGAAGCUCAGGCUCAGCCUUCAGGCUUGAGGCCGCGGCCUGGCCUGGCUGGUUUCUCUGUGGUCCAGCUGAGUCCCAGCAGCCAAUACGAAUUGUCAAGGAGAGUGAGCCUUUGGCCCACAUUGAAUUCUACUUUGAACAGAGUCGGUAGGGAGGCAGGAGGCUGAGCUCCAGCCUGGUGCCC
Messenger RNA from Odobenus rosmarus divergens (Pacific walrus), 512 nucleotides. It is a transcript of the gene IL38, whose product is annotated as interleukin 1 family, member 10 (theta). Gene Ontology annotation, molecular function: cytokine activity; interleukin-1 receptor binding. Bases 21 to 479 code for a protein of 152 amino acids. Gene Ontology annotation, biological process: inflammatory response to antigenic stimulus; cellular response to lipopolysaccharide; cytokine-mediated signaling pathway. The transcript is spliced from 4 exons. Lineage: Eukaryota; Metazoa; Chordata; Mammalia; Carnivora; Odobenidae. The record is from RefSeq and is a predicted model, not a curated record.